Macaca mulatta (Rhesus monkey) is the source of this 14724-nucleotide messenger RNA. It is a transcript of the gene VPS13B, whose product is annotated as vacuolar protein sorting 13 homolog B. NCBI's taxonomy places the organism in Eukaryota, Metazoa, Chordata, Mammalia, Primates, Cercopithecidae. The record is from RefSeq and is a predicted model, not a curated record.
UUUGACCAUCCCUCCCCCGCCCCUCAUCAGCAAACUAGGGAGUACUUCACCAUUGCUUUGUUAAAGUAACAAUGCGAGAGCUUGUCUAUACGUUUGGCCAAAACGCGUCCUCCAACAGUGUACGUCCUAAUCCCUUCAUUUAUCUUCCCACAUCCACCCUCCUUCCAGCAAAUAAACCUCGGAACUCAGUUGAAAUCUGUCACUUACUUCGCUCCUCCUACCAGCGGCCUAUUGCUUCUGCCCUCCCCAGUGAACCCAACCUAGUUCCUCUUCCCAGUCCUCCCAUUUCUCAAGAAAGACAACCACCUCUGUUUUUUUCAGGGCUUUAAGUGCUAGGUGUGGUUUCUUCCUCCGCAACCAGCGACCCUCCGUGCCUCCCCACCCAGGACGGACCUCCACCUCGGGAACCGCCGACCGCGCAGCGGCCCCAGGACCCGCAGCCACCCUCUCCCCGGAGCACUACUUCCGGAUCUCGGGUGUUUCCCCUUUACGGUUCCCUCCACCCGCUCAGACACCUCCUAGAUCCUUAUACUAACUAGCAGGGUCGCAGCUGGGACCCUGGCUAGCCGAACGCAACAGUUCUUCUCCACGAAGACGCGCAAAGUAGCUUCUCCAGCCUGAGAAAUCCGGUUCGGCUGCGUAGAGUGGCGGCCGUGGAGGGACACUUUGUUUUGAACACCAAGUAGGGCACACCCGGAAGUGGCGCGGUACAGGAGCAGCGCUGCCGCCGGGGGUGGGUGCCAGGGACCUGGAGGUGGAGGGGACGCGGCGAUACUCUGGCGUCUUCCGACUUUGACUCCUUACCUUAAAAGAUGCUGGAGUCAUACGUAACUCCGAUUUUAAUGAGCUAUGUGAAUCGCUACAUCAAGAACUUAAAGCCGUCGGAUCUACAGCUUUCGCUAUGGGGUGGAGACGUCGUACUUAGCAAGCUCGAGUUAAAGUUGGAUGUGCUGGAACAGGAACUGAAAUUACCAUUCACUUUUUUGAGUGGACAUAUUCAUGAAUUAAGGAUUCAUGUACCAUGGACAAAACUGGGUUCAGAACCAGUGGUAAUUACCAUCAAUACUAUGGAAUGCAUUUUGAAACUUAAGGAUGGGAUACAGGAUGACCAUGAAAGCUGUGGUUCUAAUUCCACCAACCGUAGUACUACUGAGAACACAAAAUCAUCAAUCAAACCACGGAGAAUUCAGCAGGCUGCUCCUACAGAUCCUGACUUACCACCAGGUUAUGUGCAGAGUCUGAUUAGACGAGUUGUAAAUAAUGUAAACAUUGUGAUAAAUAAUCUCAUAUUAAAAUAUGUUGAAGACGAUAUCGUUCUUUCAGUCAACAUCACUUCUGCAGAAUGUUACACAGUAGGUGAAUUAUGGGAUCGUGCAUUCAUGGAUAUUUCUGCAACUGAUUUGGUGCUGAGAAAGGUUAUCAAUUUUUCUGACUGUACAGUUUGUCUUGAUAAACGGAAUGCCAGUGGUAAAAUAGAAUUUUACCAGGAUCCUUUAUUGUACAAAUGUUCCUUCAGAACUCGUCUUCAUUUUACAUAUGAUAACCUAAAUUCCAAGAUGCCAUCUGUUAUUAAAAUUCAUACUUUAGUAGAAAGUUUGAAACUUUCUAUCACAGAUCAACAACUGCCUAUGUUUAUUCGUAUAAUGCAACUUGGAAUUGCUCUUUACUACGGAGAAAUAGGCAGUUUUAAAGAAGGUGAAAUAGAGGACCCUACUUGUCAUAAUAAAGAUAUGCUAGGAAACAUUACAGGUUCUGAAGAUGAAACAAGAAUAGAUAUGCAAUAUCCUACUCAGUAUAAAGGUCAAGAGUUAUAUUCACAGCAAGAUGAGGAGCAGCCACAGGGAUGGGUAUCAUGGGCCUGGUCCUUUGUGCCUGCAAUUGUGAGUUAUGACGAUGGCGAGGAAGACUUUGUUGGGAAUGAUCCUGCAUCAACCACGCAUCAGCAAAAAGCACAGGCUUUGAAGGAUCCUAUUGUUUCUAUAGGAUUUUAUUGCACAAAGGCAACGGUGACUUUCAAACUCACAGAAAUGCAAGCUGAGAGUAGUUAUUACAGUCCACAGAAAGUAAAAUCUAAAGAAGUAUUGUGUUGGGAACAAGAAGGAACUACAGUUGAGGCCCUUAUGAUGGGAGAACCUUUCUUUGAUUGCCAGAUUGGGUUUGUUGGUUGCAGAGCCAUGUGCCUUAAAGGAAUUAUGGGUGUUAAAGAUUUUGAAGAGAAUAUGAAUAGAAGUGAAACUGAAGCCUGUUUCUUCAUUUGUGGUGAAAAUUUGAGUACUAAAGGUUUCACAUACCUUACAAAUUCAUUGUUUGAUUACCGAAGCCCAGAAAAUAAUGGUACUCGUGCAGAGUUUAUCUUGGAUUCAACUCAUCAUAAGGAGACAUACACUGAGAUAGCUGGAAUGCAACGGUUUGGGGCUUUUUAUAUGGAUUACCUGUAUACAAUGGAGAACACUAGUGGCAAAGGUUCCACAAAUCAACAAGACUUUUCUUCAGGGAAAAGUGAAGAUUUGGGAACAGUUCAGGAGAAGUCCACCAAAAGCCUUGUUAUAGGUCCUCUUGAUUUUCGUUUGGAUAGCAGUGCAGUGCAUAGGAUUUUGAAAAUGAUUGUGUGUGCCUUGGAACAUGAAUACGAACCAUAUAGCAGGCUAAAAUCAGAUAUUAAGGAUGAAAAUGAAACAAUACUGAAUCCUGAAGAGGUAGCUUUUCUAGAGGAAUAUAUUCCUACUCGACAUACAAGUGUUACUCUCCUCAAAUGUACCUGCACAAUUUCCAUGGCUGAAUUCAACUUGCUGGACCAUUUGCUACCUGUCAUUAUGGGAGAAAAGAACUCAAGUAACUUCAUGAACACUACAAACUUCCAGUCUCUUCGGCCUUUGCCAUCCAUUCGAAUAUUGGUGGAUAAAAUUAAUGUGGAACAUUCAGUGCCGAUGUAUGCUGAACAGUUGGUGCAUGUGGUCAGCAGCCUUACUCAGCCUUCUGAUAACCUGCUUCAUUAUUGUUAUGUACACUGCUAUCUUAAGAUAUUUGGUUUCCAGGCAGGACUGACAUCUUUGGAUUGCAGUGGAUCUUACUGCUUACCUGUACCAAUUAUUCCCUCUUUCAGCACUGCUCUUUAUGGUAAACUUCUGAAACUCCCCACGUACUGGACCAAAAGAUCUCAGAUUGCUAUAACUGAAGGUAUAUUUGAACUUCCAAAUCUCACAAUUCAAGCUACAAGAGCACAGACACUUCUCUUGCAAGCAAUAUAUCAAAGUUGGUCUCAUCUUGGAAGUGUCAGCUCUUCUGCAGUGAUUGAAGCUUUGAUAAAUGAAGUCUUCCUAAGUAUAGGUGUGAAAUCUAAGAAUCUCCUGCCAACUCUUGAAGGCUCAAUCCAGAAUGUUGAAUUGAAGUACUGCAGCACAUCAUUGGUCAAAUGUGCCUCUGGGACCAUGGGAUCAAUAAAAAUUUGUGCCAAAGCCCCAGUUGAUAAUGGAAAAGAGAAGUUGAUUCCCUUGCUUCAGGGUCCUUCCGACACUAAAGACCUUCAUGGCACCAAGUGGCUCAAUGAGAGUAGAAAGCCAGAGUCUCUCUUAGCUCCAGAUUUGAUGGCCUUCACAAUCCAAGUUCCACAAUAUAUUGACUACUGCCACAAUUCUGGUGCUGUACUUCUUUGCAGUAUACAAGGACUAGCAGUUAAUAUUGACCCAAUCUUAUAUACAUGGCUCAUCUAUCAGCCUCAGAAACGAACAAGUAGACAUAUGCAACAGCAGCCUGUGGUAGCUAUUCCUCUUGUUAUGCCAGUUUGUAGAAGGAAAGAGGAUGAGGUGUCUAUUGGAAGUGCACCCUUGGCAAAGCAGCAAUCAUAUCAGGCCUCUGAAUAUGCCAGCAGCCCUAUAAAAACAAAAACGGUAACAGAAUCCCGCCCAUUGUCAGUUCCUGUUAAAGCCAUGUUGAAUAUAUCUGAAAGCUGUAGAAGUCCUGAAGAAAGAAUGAAGGAAUUUAUUGGAAUAGUUUGGAAUGCAGUGAAGCAUCUCACACUACAGCUUGAAGUACAAUCUUGUUGUGUGUUUAUUCCAAAUGAUAGCCUGCCUUCCCCAAGUACAAUUAUAUCUGGUGACAUUCCUGGAACAGUGAGAAGUUGGUACCAUGGACAAACCAGUAUGCCAGGAACACUUGUCCUCUGUUUGCCUCAAAUAAAGAUUAUUAGUGCUGGGCACAAGUACAUGGAACCUCUUCAGGAGAUUCCAUUUGUUAUCCCACGACCCAUCCUCGAAGAAGGUGAUGCUUUUCCUUGGACGAUCAGCUUACAUCAUUUCAGCAUAUAUACCCUUCUUGGAAAACAAGUGACACUUUGCCUAGUGGAACCUAUGGGUUGCACCUCCACUCUAGCUGUCACGUCUCAAAAACUACUUGCUACGGGACCUGAUACACGACAUUCAUUUGUUGUCUGUCUCCAUGUUGACCUAGAGUCACUAGAGAUAAAAUGCUCUAAUCCCCAGGUCCAGCUUUUCUAUGAACUAACUGAUACCAUGAAUAAGGUCUGGAAUAAGAUUCAGAAGAGAGGCAAUCUCAACCUAUCUACAGCCUCUCCAGAGACCAUGGCAGGGCCUGUUCCUACUUCUCCAGUUAGAAGCAGUAUAGGCACGGCUCCUCCAGAUACCAGCACAUGCAGCCCAUCUGCUGACAUUGGGACUACUACUGAGGGAGAUUCUAUACAAGCAGGUGAGGACUCACCAUUCUCAGAUUCUGUCACCUUGGAACAAACUACAAGUAAUAUUGGCGGAACCAGUGGACGUGUUAGUUUAUGGAUGCAGUGGGUGCUUCCCAAAGUUACUGUAAAGCUCUUUGCUCCAGAUCCUGAAAAUAAAGGCACAGAGGUUUGUAUGGUCUGUGAACUAGAAGAUCUCAGUGCUUCCAUAGAUGUCCAGGAUGUAUAUACCAAAGUGAAAUGUAAAAUAGAGAGUUUCAAUAUUGAUCACUAUAGAAGCAGCCUUGGGGAAGAGUGUUGGUCUUUGGGGCAAUGUGGAGGUGUCUUCCUUUCCUGUACUGACAAGCUGAACAGACGCACCUUGUUGGUUCGACCCAUCAGCAAGCAGGACCCUUUCAGUAAUUGCUCUGGCUUCUUUCCUUCUACAACUACAAAACUUCUAGAUGGCACUCAUCAGCAGCAUGGAUUCCUCUCUCUGACAUACACAAAAGCUGUAACAAAAAAUGUCCGUCACAAGUUAACAUCAAGAAAUGAGCGAAGAAGUUUUCAUAAGUUAUCUGAAGGCUUAAUGGAUGGUUCUCCUCAUUUUCUUCAUGAAAUUCUUCUUUCAGCACAAGCUUUUGAUAUUGUUCUUUAUUUUCCUUUACUUAAUGCCAUUGCAAGUAUAUUUCAAGCAAAACUACCAAAGACCCAAAAAGAGAAAACAAAAUCUCCUGGUCAGCCCAUGAGGACCCAUACACUGACAUCCCGCAAUUUACCUUUGAUUUAUAUCAACACAAGUGUAAUCAGAAUUUUUAUUCCAAAAACAGAAGAAAUGCAGCCAACUGUUGAAGUUAAUCAGGCAGCAAAAGAAGACACCGUGGUUUUGAAGAUUGGCUCUGUUGCCAUGGCUCCCCAGGCUGACAAUCCCCUUGGCAGAUCUGUCCUUAGGAAAGAUAUUUACCAGAGAGCCUUGAACUUAGGAAUUCUUCGAGAUCCUGGAUCAGAAAUCGAAGACAGACAAUACCAAAUAGACCUGCAGUCUAUCAAUAUUGGUACUGCACAAUGGGAUCAACUAAAACCAGAGAAGGAAAGUGUCUCAGGAGGGGUGCUAACAGAGACUGAAAGGAAUUCUCAAAAUCCAGCCCUUGAGUGGAAUAUGGCCAGCAGCAUACGGCGGCAUCAAGAAAGGAGAGCAAUUUUGACUCCCAUUUUGACAGAUUUUUCUGUCCGAAUAACUGGAGCACCGGCUAUCAUUUUCACCAAAAUCAUUUCUCCAGAAAAUCUGCAUACUGAGGAGAUUUUAGUGUGUGGCCAUUCCUUAGAAGUGAAUAUAACCACAAACCUGGACUUCUUCCUAAGUGUGGCUCAAGUUCAACUCUUACAUCAGUUAAUAGUAGCAAAUAUGACUGGACUGGAACCAUCAAACAAGGCUGCAGAGAUCUCUAAACAAGAACAGAAAAAAGUGGAUACAUUUGAUGGAGGCAUGGCUGAAACCUCAUCUCGGUACAGUGGUGCUCAGGAUAGUGGAAUUGGCAGUGACAGUGUUAAAAUCAGAAUAGUGCAAAUAGAGCAGCACAGUGGUGCCAGCCAGCAUCGCAUUGCCCGUCCCUCACGCCAGUCAUCAAUUGUAAAAAAUCUAAAUUUUAUUCCCUUUGACAUAUUUAUUACUGCAAGUAGAAUCUCACUAAUGACCUAUUCCUGUAUGGCCUUAUCCAAAUCGAAAUCACAAGAACAGAAGGAUAAUGAAAAAACAGACAAGAGUUCAUUAAAUCUCCCAGAAGUUGAUUCAGAUGUUGCUAAGCCCAACCAGGCAUGUAUUUCCACAGUGACAGCAGAAGAUCUCUUAAGGAGCAGCAUUUCUUUUCCUUCAGGGAAAAAAAUAGGGGUCCUCUCUCUUGAAAGUAUUCAUGCAUCCACAAGGUCAUCUGCUAGACAAGCACUUGGUAUAACUAUUGUUCGGCAGCCUGGUCGAAGAGGAACUGGUGACUUACAGCUAGAACCUUUUCUGUACUUUAUUGUGUCCCAGCCUUCCUUGCUUCUGAGUUGUCACCACAGAAAGCAGCGAGUGGAAGUAUCCAUUUUUGAUGCUGUGCUUAAAGGGGUGGCCUCUGAUUACAAAUGUACAGAUCCUGGGAAGACUCUGCCUGAAGCCCUUGAUUAUUGCACUGUUUGGCUACAAACAGUGCCUGGAGAAAUAGACAGCAAAAGUGGUAUUCCACCUUCCUUUAUAACACUACAGAUUAAAGACUUUCUGAAUGGACCAGCGGAUGUCAAUUUGGAUAUAUCAAAGCCUUUGAAAGCAAACCUGAGUUUCACCAAAUUGGAUCAGAUACACCUUUUUUUAAAGAAGAUAAAAAAUGCACACAGUUCGGCACAUAAUGAAGAGACUUCAGCCAUGUCCAACACCAUGGUGAAUAAGGAUGAUCUUCCAGUCUCCAAAUAUUACCGUGGAAAGCUGUCUAAACCCAAAGUUCAUGGUGAUGGAGUGCAAAAGAUUUCAGCUCAAGAAAACAUGUGGAGAGCUGUUUCCUGCUUUCAAAAAAUUUCUGUUCAAACUACUCAGAUUGUGAUCUCCAUGGAAACUGUACCCCAUACCAGUAAACCAUGCCUGUUAGCAUCUCUCUCAAACCUCAAUGGAAGCCUUAGUGUCAAAACAGCACAAAAAGUACCUGGCGUAAUUCUUGGGUCAUCAUUUCUACUCACUAUAAACGAUUUUCUCCUUAAAACAAGUCUCAAAGAAAGAAGCCGCAUUCUGAUAGGACCAUGUUGUGCUACUGCCAAUCUGGAAGCUAAAUGGUGUAAACACAGCGGCAAUCCAGGCCCGGAGCAAUCCAUACCAAAAAUAUCCAUUGACUUAAGAGGAGGUCUGCUACAGGUCUUCUGGGGUCAAGAACAUUUGAAUUGUUUAGUUCUUCUACAUGAAUUACUCAAUGGAUACCUUAGUGAGGCGGGAAAUUUUGAAGUACAAGUUUCUGAACCAGUACCUCAAAUGUCAUCUCCUGUGGAAAAGAAUCAGACAUUUAAAAGUGAACAAACUUCAGAUGACCUACGGACAGGUCUAUUUCAAUAUGUACAGGAUGCUGAAUAUUUGAAAUUGCCUGGGGUCUAUGAAGUCUUAUUUUAUAAUGAAACUGAAGAUUGCCCAGGGAUGAUGUUAUGGAGAUACCCAGAACCUAGAGUGCUCACCCUUGUACGAAUAACUCCUGUGCCUUUUAACACCACAGAGGAUCCAGAUAUUAGCACAGCAGACCUUGGUGAUGUGCUACAGGUUCCUUGUAGCUUGGAAUACUGGGAUGAACUCCAGAAGGUUUUUGUUGCAUUUAGAGAAUUUAGUCUGUCUGAAAGCAAAGUUUGUGAACUGCAGUUGCCGGAUGUCAAUCUUGUGAAUGACCAGAAGAAAUUAGUAUCUUCAGAUCUUUGGAGAAUUGUCUUGAACAGCAGUCAAAAUGGAGCUGAUGACCAAAGCUCUGCAAGUGAGUCUGGUUCUCAAAGCACUUAUGAUCCACUUGUGACUCCAACAGCCCUGGCUGCCUGUACCAGAGUUGACUCCUGCUUUACCCCAUGGUUUGUCCCAUCCCUUUGCGUUUCCUUCCAGUUUGCACACCUGGAAUUUCAUCUUUGUCAUCACCUUGACCAACUAGGCACAGCUGCACCACAGUACCUACAGCCAUUUGUUUCUGAUAGAAAUAUGCCAUCUGAACUAGAAUACAUGAUUGUUUCCUUCAGAGAACCACACAUGUAUCUUCGACAGUGGAAUAAUGGUUCUGUCUGUCAGGAGAUCCAGUUCUCAGCUCAAGCAGACUGUAAACUUCUAGAGUGCAGAAAUGUCACUAUGCAAAGUGUGGUAAAACCCUUCAGCAUCUUCGGGCAGAUGGCAGUUUCCAGCGAUGUAGUAGAAAAGCUGCUUGACUGCACCGUGAUAGUUGAUUCUGUAUUUGUAAACGUUGGACAGCAUGUAGUCCAUUCUCUAAACACUGCAAUACAAGCUUGGCAACAGAACAAAUGCCCUGAGGUAGAGGAGUUGGUCUUCAGCCAUUUUGUGAUCUGUAAUGACACACAGGAGACACUGCGGUUUGGCCAGGUGGAUACUGAUGAAAAUAUUCUGCUGGCGAGUCUCCACAGUCACCAGUACAGCUGGCGCUCUCACAAAUCCCCACAGCUGUUACACAUCUGUAUUGAAGGUUGGGGCAACUGGCGUUGGUCAGAGCCUUUCAGUGUGGACCAUGCCGGGACUUUUAUUAGAACAAUUCAGUACAGGGGUCGAACUGCUUCUCUCAUCAUCAAGGUUCAGCGACUCAAUGGAGUACAAAAACAGAUUAUCAUCUGUGGAAGACAGAUCAUCUGUAGUUACUUGUCUCAAAGCAUAGAACUAAAAGUCGUUCAGCAUUACAUUGGUCAAGAUGGACAAGCUGUAGUUCGGGAACAUUUUGACUGCCUCACAGCCAAACAGAAACUGCCUUCAUAUAUACUAGAAAACAAUGAACUGACAGAGCUGUGUGUGAAGGCCAAAGGAGAUGAAGACUGGUCAAGAGAUGUGCGCCUGGAAUCCAAAGCCCCUGAAUACAGCAUUGUCAUUCAGGUGCCAUCUUCAAACAGUUCCAUUAUUUAUGUCUGGUGCACAGUUUUGACUUUAGAACCCAACUCUCAAGUGCAACAACGAAUGAUUGUGUUCAGCCCUCUUUUUAUCAUGAAGAGUCAUCUUCCAGACCCCAUUAUCAUACAUUUGGAGAAAAGGAGUCUGGGAUUGAGUGAAACACAAAUUAUUCCAGGAAAAGGGCAGGAAAAACCACUGCAAAACAUAGAACCUGACCUUGUACAUCACCUGACAUUCCAAGCAAGAGAAGAAUAUGAUCCUUCAGAUUGUGCAGUUCCCAUCUCAACAUCCCUCAUUAAGCAAAUAGCCACUAAGGUACACCCUAGAGGCACAGUUAAUCAGAUCCUUGACGAAUUCUAUGGGCCAGAAAAGUCGCUUCAACCCAUAUGGCCCUAUAAUAAGAAGGAUUCUGACAGGAAUGAACAGCUAAGUCAGUGGGAUAGCCCAAUGCGAGUGAAGCUGUCAAUCUGGAAGCCAUAUGUUAGAACUUUGUUGAUAGAACUUCUGCCCUGGGCCCUGCUUAUCAAUGAGUCCAAAUGGGACCUCUGGCUAUUUGAAGGAGAGAACAUUGUUCUACAGGUUCCUGCUGGCAAAAUUAUUAUUCCUCCUAAUUUUCAGGAAGCUUUUCAAAUUGGAAUAUACUGGGCAAAUACAAACACUGUGCACAAGUCAGUAGCAAUUAAACUGGUCCAUAACCUGACAUCUCCAAAGUGGAAAGAUGGAGGUAAUGGUGAAGUUGUGACAUUGGAUGAAGAAGCAUUUGUUGAUACUGAAGUAAGACUUGGUGCUUUUCCAGGACAUCAGAAGUUAUGUCAGUUCUGCAUUUCCUCCACGGUACAGCAAGGUAUACAAAUUAUUCAGAUUGAAGACAAGACUACAAUAAUCAACAAUACACCAUAUCAAAUAUUUUAUAAACCACAGCUAUCUGUCUCCAGUCCCCUUUCUGGAAAGGAGUAUUUUCAUGUUCCAGACAGUGCUACUUUUAGCAUUUGCCCAGGUGGAGAGCAGCCUGCUAUGAAAUCCAGCUCCCUUCCUUGCUGGGACUUGAUGCCUGCCAUUAGUCAGUCAGUGCUGGAUGCAUCCCUGCUUCAGAAACAGAUCAUGCUGGGCUUUUCUCCUGCCCCAGGUGCUGACAGCUCACAGUGCUGGAGCCUGCCAGCUAUAGUUAGACCAGAGUUUCCCAGACAGAGUGUGGCAGUACCCCUUGGGAAUUUCCGGGAAAAUGGAUUCUGUACCAGGGCUAUAGUGCUGACAUAUCAAGAACACCUUGGAGUGACUUACUUAACCCUCUCAGAAGACCCUAGUCCUCGAGUAAUUAUCCACAACAGAUGUCCAGUAACAGUGCUUAUAAAGGAAAACAUUAAAGAUAUUCCGAAGUUUGAGGUUUAUUGCAAAAAAAUUCCCUCCGAGUGCUCAAUUCAUCAUGAACUGUAUCAUCAGAUUUCCAGUUAUCCGGACUGCAAGACCAAAGACUUACUUCCGAGCCUCCUUUUGAGAGUUGAACUGCUAGAUGAAGUAACAACUGAGUGGAGUGAUGCCAUCGACAUCAACAGUCAGGGAACACAGGUUGUGUUCCUGACUGGCUUUGGCUAUGUGUAUGUGGACACUGUACAUCAGUGUGGCACAGUCUUCAUCACUGUGGCCCCAGAAGGAAAAGCAGGACCUAUUUUAACCAACAGCAAUAGAGCCCAGGAGAAGAUUGUUACAUUCAAAAUGUUUAUCACUCAGUUGAGUCUGGCAGUGUUUGAUGACCUCACCCACCACAAAGCAUCACCUGAGCUUCUGAGACUCACACUGGACAAUGUUUUUCUCUGCAUGGCCCCGGGAGCUGGUCCCCUCCCUGGGGAAGAGCCUGCGGCUGCGCUGUUUGAACUUUACUGUGUGGAGAUCUGCUGUGGGGACCUGCAGCUAGACAACCAGCUUUAUAACAAAUCCAAUUUCCACUUUGCUGUCUUAGUCUGCCAGGGAGAAAAAGCAGAACCCAUUCAGUGUUCUAAAAUGCAGAGUCUCCUCAUAUCUAACAAAGAGCUGGAAGAAUACAAGGAAAACUGUUUUAUCAAACUUUGCAUCACCUUAAAUGAAGGCAAGAGCAUCCUCUGUGAUAUUAACGAGUUCAGCUUUGAAUUAAAACCUGCUCGGUUGUAUGUGGAAGACACAUUUGUAUACUACAUCAAGACUUUGUUUGACACUUACCUUCCUAACAGCAGGUUGGCUGGUCACUCCACGCACCUGUCUGGGGGUAAACAGAUGUUGCCCGUGCAGGUCACACAGCACGCCAGGGCCUUGGUGAAUCCUGUGAAGUUACGGAAACUGGUGAUCCAGCCAGUGAAUUUGCUCGUCAGCAUCCAUGCUUCCCUCAAGCUGUACAUAGCCUCAGACCACACUCCUCUCUCCUUCUCGGUGUUUGAAAGAGGACCCGUCUUCACCACUGCAAGGCAGCUUGUGCACGCCCUGGCAAUGCACUAUGCCGCGGGGGCCCUUUUCAGAGCAGGCUGGGUAGUUGGGUCUCUGGAGAUUAUUGGCAGCCCUGCAAGCCUGGUGAGAAGCAUCGGGAACGGGGUCGCCGACUUCUUCAGGCUUCCGUACGAGGGGCUGACCCGGGGCCCCGGAGCCUUCGUGAGUGGCGUCUCCAGAGGGACUACAUCGUUUGUAAAGCACAUCUCCAAAGGCACCCUCACAUCCAUCACCAACCUGGCCACAAGCCUGGCCCGGAACAUGGACCGGCUCUCACUGGAUGAGGAGCACUACAACCGGCAGGAGGAGUGGCGGCGGCAGCUCCCCGAGAGCCUGGGCGAGGGGCUUCGACAGGGCCUGUCCCGGCUGGGCAUCAGCCUGCUUGGUGCAAUUGCUGGUAUAGUCGAUCAGCCGAUGCAGAACUUCCAGAAAACAUCUGAGGCACAUGCUUCAGCAGGACACAAGGCCAAGGGUGUCAUCUCAGGUGUGGGGAAAGGAAUCAUGGGGGUGUUCACAAAGCCCAUCGGAGGAGCUGCUGAGCUGGUGUCACAGACUGGUUACGGUAUUUUACAUGGAGCUGGACUUUCUCAGCUUCCCAAACAGCGCUAUGAGCCAAGUGAUCUACAUGCUGACCAGGCUCCAAACAGCCAUGUCAAAUAUGUCUGGAAAAUGCUUCAGUCUCUGGGCAGACCAGAAGUCCACAUGGCCCUGGACGUGGUUUUGGUGAGGGGCUCAGGCCAGGAGCAUGAAGGGUGCUUGCUGCUGACAUCAGAAGUGCUCUUCGUGGUGAGUGUCAGCGAGGACACACAGCAGCAGGCUUUCCCCGUCACAGAAAUCGACUGUGCACAGGACAGCAAGCAGAACAGCCUACUCACAGUGCAGCUGAAGCAGCCAAGAGUGGCCUGUGAUGUGGAGGUAGAUGGAGUCCGAGAGAGACUGUCAGAGCAACAGUACAACAGACUUGUGGACUACAUCACAAAGACAUCUUGUCACCUGGCCCCUAGCUGUUCUUCCAUGCCAAUACCAUGCCCUGUGGUGGCUGCAGAACCUCCCCCCUCCACUGUUAAAACAUACCAUUACUUGGUUGAUCCACAUUUUGCUCAGGUCUUCCUUAGUAAAUUUACCAUGGUGAAAAAUAAAGCCCUGAGGAAAGGGUUUCCUUGAGUCCCCUCUGAGGUAUUGAUUCGUACUUGUGUGAUUUAGUUUUUGGGUUUCUUUGAGACAGGGUCUCACUACAUUGCCCAUGCUGACAUCAAAUUCUGUGGUUCAAGCAAUCCUCCCACCUCAACCCACAAGUAGCUAGGACUGCAGACACAUGCCAACAUACAGGGCUGCAUUUUUUUAAAAAAGCCUAGGCAGCUCUAACAUCUGAUAUGGACACAAGGCCAACAGUUUCCUUAUUUAGAUCCUUACCGCUAAAAGAUACUUCAAAGUGACAAAACCGUGUUCCUUUCCCACUUACAGACAAUGAUUAGCAGGUCCCUUACCACAUACAGAGGAUGCAUUUCUUUUUGCUCUACGACACUUGCAAAAAUUUCUACUGUAAUUUGGAUCUAUUAACGUUCCAUCACAGAAUGUGGCCAGGCCUUACAAUGGAGAGCCAGAGUUAAAACUUAAAAGUUGCAUCUGUUUUUGGGCUGAGUCACCACGUUUGCCUCAUGCUCUUUGGUCUGGAAAGGCCUAGGAUUCUUUAAAUGAAAUGCUUAGGACUUUGUGGCUUAUUACAUUUGUCACUUAACUGCAAUGCUGUUCUUUGAUUGAAAGCUGCUAUGUGUAUUUUCUCUGAAAAAGCAUUUUACUAAAAUUUACAAAACAGUCUGAUUACUGUCCAGGUACAUUUUAGAAAAAGUGUUUUUCCAGUUUGUGUUUUACUAAGCAAACUUUGAGUAAAUCCUUUGUCCUAUAUUGAAUCCAGUCCCAAAGUGCUCAGGUGAGUUUCUCUAGUUCCAUAAACAAAACAUACAUAGUGGGAACUCCCUGGUAUGCCGUAGAGCACACAACCCCAAUAUUAAUGCUGAUAAUUAUACCAGUCCAUUUCGUUUAUUCUGUGGAAUUGACUCGAUAAAGCAUGAAGAUAUUCCCAGUGUCUGAUAAUAUUUUGCACCUAAGAAUGGGUUUGACUCAAGAUCUUGGGUUACCAAGAUGUCUUCAAUGUUCAGUAAAUUAUCUUACUUACAGUCCAGUAACUUAGAACAUGUUUGCUGAUUACAUUUAAAUUUGGGGCUACAGCUUGUUACCUACAACUUUGAGAUGCUAAGAUAAUGCAAUUUUAAAUGCCCACGGGUUUUACUUGUUUUGGAGACAGACAGGGUCUCAUUCUGUCACCCAGACUAGAGUACAGUGGAACAGUCAUGGCUCACUGCAGCUUAAGCUCACUGCCUGGGCUCAAGGGAUCUCACUCCAGCCUCCCAAGCGGCUGAGACUGCACCACCACAGGUAUACAUCACCAUACCUGGCUGAUUUUUUAAAUUUUUUCUAGAGAUAAGGUCUCGCUAUGUUGCCCAGGCUGGUCUCAUACUCCUGAGUUCAAGCAUUCCUCCCACCUCCGCCUCCCAAACUGUUGGGAUUACAGGUGUGAGCCACCAUGCCCAACACCCACUGAUCUUCAACUCUCACAUGUUGGGCAUAAGAAGUCACUAUGUAAUUGUUACUGGAAAGCAAGAUUUAAUGAACAAUUCUGACUAUGAAAAAUGGCUCUUUGUUUGUUCUGUAAAUACUCAUUUAGAAAAGUGACAAUUGUGAACCUCAAAAGUAUUUCUAAAAAUGUAAAUAUGUAUUAAUCCUUGUAUCUUUUAUGGUAAUUUUGCAUAUUGAUAUGAAUUAUAUAAAACUGUUUAAAAGGUAUCCUUGAAUUACUGACCACCCAUACAUGUCUAUUGUUACCAGGUUUUACAAUGCAAAUUUUCUCUAAUACCUGGGUUUAAUACAGCUCACAUCACUGAAUUUUACAAGAGUUUAAAUGGGUUAAUAUACAGGUUUUGUUAUAAUAAAGUUACUGAUUAAAUUA